AUGGCCCCUCAAUAUUCCAGGGACAACGAAGCUUUCACUGCCCUACGGCACCAUGACGACUACUACCUCUCAGGCGGAGACCUCUUCUUCUUAAUUGAGCAAUUUCAUUUCCGUGUUCAUCGAUACUUCUUCGAACGGGAAUCCAACUACUUCAAGGCUCAGUUGGCAACCCCAGCGUCGCCUGGUGCACCUCGCCAGGGUACCUCAGAGUCCUCUGCAAUUGUGUUGGAGAACGUCAAGGCCGCUGACUUCGCCAAGUUCCUAUGGGUAUUUUAUAAUCCGAAGUACUCCCUUUACAAGGCUCCGGUCGACGACUGGGUAAAGAUUCUUGACUUGGCUUGCCGGUGGGGUUUCCACGAAGUGAAAGGCCUCGUCGUCCGGGAGCUGGAAAAGCUCGAGAUGCUUGUCAUUGACCGUAUCGUCGUCUACCACAAGUACGAGGUUGACCGAAUCCUCCUUACCCCGCGCUAUACCGUUCUCGUAACGCGUGAAGAGGCUUUAACGUUAGAAGAAAGUACUGCUUUGGGCCUCGAAACGGCGUGGAGAAUAUUCACGGCUCGAGAGCGUAUACGGGCACCCCGAACUGCUACUGGUGGUGUUGGCCCGAUACCCCUUGCGAUUUCUGAUGCUGAGCUGCCCGAGUUCAUCAAGGAACAUUUCGAGAUUUCUGAACCCUUCUCACCGCUUCUCCAGGAAGAGUCCAUCCCUGAACCACCGCAACCACCGUCCAAGAGUACUCUCAAAGAUAAAGAGAAGGAAAAGGGAAUGGACAAGGAGAAGGACAAGGCGAAGGAGAAAGAGAAAGAGAAAGAGAAAGAAAAGGAGAAGCCAAAGAAUCAGGAUACUCAGAAGAAUAAGGAUGUAGCUGCUACUGCAGUCAAUGGAGACGCCAGCACGGCAGUGGGAACAAAGAGUGGCACUUCAGCGCAAGUGGAACCGUCGCUCCAGACCAAUGCUGAUAAGCUCGGUUCUGCCACCACAACCUCUUCCACUGGAACCGGUAACACAAGUGGCGACCCCUUCACCAACUCUGCCGACUCCCCCGCAGCCCAUUCAAAAUUCACUAGUCGACUCACAAACCUGUUUACUCCCGGAACCGAAGGUAAAUCCACUGAAGGAGAUGGACUUGGGGGAGGAAAUGGUACCACCGAACCCCUCAAACCUUUUGAAACUCCUUCCAGCCCUCGUGCCCCCUCUCCGACUACCGCCAAGAAAACCACCAACAACAACAACAACAACAGGCGAGGCAAGAAUGCAUGGUGA
Messenger RNA from Marasmius oreades (fairy-ring Marasmius), 1263 nucleotides. RefSeq lists its product as uncharacterized. The record is from RefSeq and is a predicted model, not a curated record. The coding region runs from base 1 to 1263 and encodes 420 amino acids. The transcript is spliced from 4 exons. Gene Ontology annotation, molecular function: protein binding. Lineage: Eukaryota; Fungi; Basidiomycota; Agaricomycetes; Agaricales; Marasmiaceae.